AUGGUGGACCAAGGUGUCUUGUACAAAUGCCUGAGCUGCCAUGAAGAUUUGAUACAGGACCUUGGCACCUAUGAGCUGGUGUCCAGGAACCAAGCCACUGACCCAGGUGGCUUGAUGGAAAUCAUUGCCUUGUUGGAGUCCUUGGUCAAGGUCUCUGCCACCUUCGAAGUGCAUUCAGGUCCACUCAGGACCUGUUUGCUGACCUUGGCCAAGGACAAGCCAAGCUUAAACACUUCAAAAUUCAAUGGGCAGGUCUGGGCCAACAUCAAGACUGAAAGGCUUGUGGUGGUCAUGGCUCACUGCAGAAGGCUAAAAAAUGAUGCUGAGAUGAGGAAAGCUGCUGCCAAGCUUAAAUCUGUAGACUACCAAAGGCUGCAGAAUCUGGUUGACAAAAUCAGAGACAAAGAUGAGCAGGAAGAGCCUGAAAGAAUGAGGGAUGACAUGUCCCUGGACUCAGAGGGAUACCCCAAUGAACUGAAAACAUCACCAGCCAAAAAAACCUUGACAAAAGGUAAGAGGUCUGCUGAAGAAUUGGAAGAUGAAGAGCACUUGCCAAAAGUGAACACUUCCUUCUUCAGGAAAAAGAUAGGGUCCAGGGCAGCCAAAUCCUCCAAGGCCUGGGGCCAAGAAGAUGAGGAUGAAGGCUUGGCAAAAGCCAUUGGCUUGCCAAAGGCCUUGCCAAAAGGACAAGCAAAGAAGAGGCCAGCAGCAACUCUGAAGAAACCCUUGACAAAAGGGACUGCAAAAAUGAGGAAACCAGCUGCAUCCUGCAGCUCAGGAAAGUCACCUGCAGGGGUGCAGGCAGAAGUGAAGCCCAAAGGCCAAAAGUGGCAUAAGUUGAAGGUGACAUAUGCAAAGAAACCUGAAAGGGCAUACAUCACUGCACAGUCUGCACCCAAGGAAAAAUUCAGGCCAACUGGCAGUGGCACCACCUCCCAUGCCAGAAGGGCAAGGAUCCAGGCAGCUGCCCAAGAAAGGGACAGGCUAGCUGCCCUGGGGGACAGUGCUGCUUUGGCUGACAAAGCCAAGAAGGAAGCACAGAAAGCUGCUUCUAUGAAGAAGCAGGCUGAAGAGGCUGCUGAGCAGGCAGCAAGGACAGCUGCCCAGGCAGCUGAAGCAGCUGCAGCUGCCAGCCAAGCAGCUGGAUGGGUGGAAGUUGGGCCAUCCAGGAAAAAGCCCAGGAAAAAAUCAAGCCAACAGAGCAGUGAUGAUGGAAUGAGUGUGGACUGGGGCAACAGUAGCUCCAGUGCCAGUGCCAGCUCUGGCACACCAUCACCUGGCAGCCCUGACCCCUUGACAAAAGGGGAUGAUGGCAAAAAGGGCUUGCCAAAAAAGCAGCCACCCAAGAGGGUUGCAGUGGACUGGCACAAGGUCCUGGUGCAUAACAACCUGUAUGACCUCACAGCCACCCCAUGGCUGCAGAAGCUCAAGGAUGCAGGGUAUGAAGUGCACCUGUUGAGCUACUGUGGCUGGAAGAGAAGCCAUGAGGUGUAUGACUGGGCCUGGUUUGAAUGGAAUGGCUGGGCCUCUGUCAGCUUCACCUGGAAGCAAUGUGGCAAGGAAGGGAAAGCCCAGUGGUGCCUGGACAAUGGGGUAAGCAAGCUGGUGGAUGACAAUGCUGACAUUUGUUCUGAAGCCAUUCAGUUUGGCAUCCAGGCUUACCCCAUUGUGCCUGCUGGUCAGAGAAGGAAAAAGGGGCAGCCUAAGCUCCAAAGCUGCUUCUCUGACUUUGCAGCUGCAGCCAUUGGCAUCCUCAAGGAGGAAAACCCUUGA
Cladocopium goreaui is the source of this 1773-nucleotide messenger RNA. The record is from the annotation of a GenBank genome assembly. Lineage: Eukaryota; Dinophyceae; Suessiales; Symbiodiniaceae.